Molecule: messenger RNA, 3369 nt
Organism: Arachis stenosperma
Lineage: Eukaryota; Viridiplantae; Streptophyta; Magnoliopsida; Fabales; Fabaceae
Product: kinesin-like protein KIN-14L
Exons: 19
Coding region: 73-3168 (1031 amino acids)
Biological process (GO): microtubule-based movement
Molecular function (GO): ATP binding; microtubule binding; microtubule motor activity
Source: RefSeq, a predicted model, not a curated record
GUUUUCAUUUUUUUCCUUCAACUUUGGUUUCUACUUUCAGGAGACAAGAUUCUGAAGAAGAAGAAGAAGAAAAUGGAGAAUUGCUUAAGAAGUAGGGUUCAUGAUAUCAACAUGGCUUCAAGAAAAGCUGAAGAAGCAGCUUGGAGACGCUAUGAGGCAACACAGUGGUUAGAAAGCCAAGUUGGUCCUCUUGGUAUAUCCAAACAGCCUUCAGAGAGAGAACUCAUUUCUUGCUUGAGAAAUGGUCUCAUUCUUUGCAAAGUCAUCAACAAGAUUUAUCCAGGAUCAGUCCCUAAGGUUGUGGAUAAUCCGGUUGCUUCGCAAUCAUUUACCUGGGAUUCCCAGCCAUUACCGGCUUUCCAGUACUUCGAAAACGUUCGGAACUUUCUCGAUGCUGCAGAAGAACUAAAGCUUCCAGCUUUUGAAGCUUCUGAUCUUGAAAGGGAUAGUGUAGAUAUGGGAUCAGCAUCAAAAGUUGUUGAUUGCAUUCUAUCACUUAAAGCACUUCAAGAGUUGAAGAAGACAAACAGUGAGAAUGGAUCCUCCAACAGGCACUUAAGAUCUCCAUUACUUAUGCAGUCAGCCAGUAGAAUUCAUUCGAGAGCCACGGCUGCGUUUCCCUCCGAUGCAUGUAAGCGAUUGGAUUUGUCUGCCACAUGGGAAAAAGUGCAUUCUGUUGAGAGUAAUUUUCAGAAACGAGAAGAGGAAAAUGUAGAACUACUUGUGAAGCUACUGGUUGAUCGCGUCUUGGAAGCCAAAGAAAAUAUGGAUGGGAACUUUGCUGCAUCUCUUCGUAAUGAAAAUAUGGAUCCUGUAAAACUAUUUAAGCAAAUCAUGACAAACUUUUGUGGGGUAAAGCUACCGACGAAAUCCUCUGAGCUGCCAACGCCACUAAAUGAUUCUACAAAAGAAAGAAGUAGCGUACCUCAUUGUUGCACUUCCACUCCUCCAUUAUCAGAUGCUUCAUUAGUGCCUGAAAGUUCAAAGUGUAAUAGAGGUUGCACUGGAAAGUGCAUUUGCAAUCCGAAGCAUCUCUUAGCAUUGCAAGAAAAAGAACUUCAGGAUCUCAAGGCUUUAAAGUUGAAAAUCAAGAAUGAUUUUGAGGACAUGCAAUCACAAGUUCAGAGUUUUUUUAAUGAACUCGGGAGUCAAGUAGAGGAUAUGGCAACUAAAGCUGGUGGAUAUAACAGAGUAGUAGAAGAGAAUAGGAAAUUAUUUAACAUGGUUCAAGAUCUGAAAGGUAAUAUUCGAGUUUACUGCAGAAUCAGACCCUCAUUCCAGGCUGAAUCCAAGAAUAUUAUUGAUUUCAUUGGGGAGGAUGGUUCUCUAUUCAUUUUAGAUCCAUCCAAAACAUUGAAAGAUGGAAGGAAACUUUUUCAGUUCAAUCGGGUUUUUGGUCCAAAGGCUGGCCAAGAUGAGGUGUUUAAGGACACUCAGCCGUUAAUUAGAUCCGUGAUGGAUGGAUAUAAUGUUUGUAUUUUCGCAUAUGGUCAAACUGGAUCUGGGAAGACAUACACCAUGAGUGGUCCAUCAGGUGGAACCUCUAAGGAUAUGGGGAUCAAUUAUCUCGCUCUUAACGAUUUGUUUCGAAUGUCUAAUAACAGGAAAGACAUUAUGACAUAUGACAUUUAUGUUCAAAUGGUCGAGAUUUACAAUGAACAAGUUAGAGACCUACUUGCUGAGGACAAAACAGAUAAUAAAUUAGAGAUUAGGAGCUGCAAUGAUGAUGGAUUGAGUCUUCCUGAUGCUACAUUGCGUCCUGUGACAUCUACAACUGAUGUUCUGACCCUCAUGAAACUCGGUGAGGUCAACCGUGCUGUCAGUUCCACUGCACUGAACAAUAGGAGUAGUCGUUCCCACAGUGUACUCACCGUGCAUGUUCACGGAAAAGAUACAUCCGGUAACACCAUUCGCAGUUGUCUGCAUUUGGUAGACCUUGCCGGAAGUGAACGAGUAGACAAGUCAGAAGUCACAGGGGAAAGACUAAAGGAAGCACAAUUCAUUAACAAGUCUCUUUCUUGUUUGGGAGAUGUGAUCACAGCACUAGCUCAAAAGAAUUCUCACAUUCCAUAUAGAAAUAGCAAACUCACACUUCUUUUGCAGGACUCCUUAGGUGGUCAUGCCAAAACCUUGAUGUUUGCUCAUGUGAGUCCGGAAGCAGAUUCCUUUGGUGAAACAACGAGUACUCUAAAGUUCGCUCAGCGCGUUUCAACUGUGGAACUUGGGGUAGCACGUAUGAACAAAGAAACCAGUGAAAUUAUGCAACUUAAAGAACAGGUUGAGAAUCUUAAGCUGGCAUUGGCAAACAAGGAAGCUCAGAAAUCAGUGUUCAGCAGACCCAAAGAACCAUACACUCCAUCAGAGAAACCAACCAUGAAAACUCCAUUGCGUUCUAGAAGACUCAGUAUUGAGAAUUGCAACACAGCGAAGGGCGAAAAAUCAUUGAAUCCUGAGGAUAAGGAUAAAGCUGCAUGUAAAUCGCCUUCGUUUGUACCUCGUUCGAGAAGAUUGAGUUUGGAAGGCUCCAAGAGCAACAUCAAGAAAGACAGUGCGUCAUCCGAUGUUAGCAAGACUUUACAGUAUGAGUCUGUGCUUGUGCAGAAAUAUCGUCCACCACAAGAUCCAGAAGCUGCAUCAAAGCUUUAUGGACACUUCAGCAAUGGAAUGUCCAGGCCAGAUUCGCAGGCCAAAGCUCCGCGAAGUCCUACAAGCAUGACCUACCAAAAGAGACUGAUAAAAGUAGAUGAAGGGAUCAAAAUUCAUCCUCUUGUACUACCUCAGACGCCGGAACCAACAAUGCCAGAUUUCAAUGAUGUGCAUAGUGUUAUGCAGACAACAAAGGGAAUAAGUAGCACCAAUGGAAAAGGUUCCUUGAGAAGAUCCUUGAGAACAAUCGGAAAACUUAUUAAUGGCCCUGAAAAGAGGAACCAACAACAGAAUUUGGUUGAAGUAAAGUCUCCAAUCAAGGGUGCUAGCCAUGCAAAUGAUGUAAGAUCAUCGGUUACAGCUGUAGAAAGGACACAGAGGAGGCAAUCACUAACUGGGAUUCAUGGAUCCGGGCCGAAUCGCAGAUCUUCGCUUGGAGGGAAGCCGGUACCAUAUGAGAAGGAGAGAAAUGCUAGAACACCUCCUCCGGCAGCGGCGAAGAGCUCAAAACGGUGGUUGUAGGAAGACUUCAAGAGCCAAAUAUCAAUGCUGGGGUGGUUGCUUUGACUCAAAGAAACACCAGCAGCUCCAAGCAUCCAAUUUAGUGGAUUUUGUUUUUUCAAAUUUGGUGUUUAGAAAUAUUUUUGUAAUUAUGAAACUAGGAUCAUGAAAAACAAAUACAAAUUUUUGGAAAAGAAAAAGAAAAAAUAAAUAAAUACAGCU